This is a messenger RNA of Prorocentrum cordatum, 1461 nucleotides long. Lineage: Eukaryota; Dinophyceae; Prorocentrales; Prorocentraceae. The record is from the annotation of a GenBank genome assembly.
AUGGUGAUGAUGUUCGAUGCGAGUCUCUACGGUGGUGCGCUCAUCUCUACGGUGGCAACGGUGGAGGAGCAGCGUCGAGAAGCACGAUAUGCAGUUCGAGGAGGCUGGACCGUCUGGACGGGCAUUUCCUCGUCCUGGGCUGCGGACGCCUGGUGCGAGGGGGAGGCCUUCAGACGCGUGGGCACCGACGUGGAGUUGGGCACCCGGAUCCGCGUUCCGCCUGUGCACGAGUGUUGGGACGACAUCGCUCGGUGGAAGGAGGUUGUGCGCUGGCGCUGGGAGGAGAAGGAACACAUCAACUUGCUGGAGAUGCGCACGGGGGUGGCCGCGGCGAGGCACUCGGCCCGCACCCGGGCGAGCUGGGGGAAGAGACACUUACGCAUCACGGACUCGAUGGUCUGCCUCGGCGGCUUCAGCAAGGGCAGAUCGGCCAGCCGGCCCAUUCUAAUCUUGUGCAGGAGAAUGGCCGCCCUCGACCUUGGGUGCGGCAUGCGGGAGUACUGGCGCUGGGUGCCGUCGGACCGCAACCACAGCGACGGGCCGAGCCGAGGUUUUCCGAUUGGGCAGGCCCCGAAGGAGCGGAGGAGAGACGAGCUGGUGUUGCCGGAGGAGGUGGCUUCGAGCAUCGAGGCCCUGGCGGACUUGGCGGAGGUGGACCCCUUCCAGCCGCUCAGGAUGGGCGUCUCGAUCCCGGUGAAGGUGCUGCGCUUCGUUCACCUCUGCAGUGGCCACACGCGCAUCGGGGACCUGGAGGACUGGCUGCUCAGGAUCGCGGGCUCGCGAGGCUACCUGAUGAUCUGCACCAACGUGGACAUCGGCUUCGGGGCGGAGUUCGACCUGACGGACGAGGUCAACGUGCGGAGGCUGGAGCUGCUGGCAGAAGUGGAGACGGACGGAGGACACUCAGGGGACGACGCGAAGAAGGUGAAGCUUGGGAAUGCGCAGUUGCUGAGCAGCUUGAGGAUCCUGAAAGCGAUCGGGCUCAAGGGCGGCUCGGUCUCCAUCGAGCAUCCUGCCGAUCCGGGUUGUCCGCCGUUUCCAUCGAUCUUCGUGACCAAGGAGCUGGUGGACUGGGAGGCCCAGUUGGGUGCCUACCGAGUGACCUUCCCGCAGUGCAUGCGGGGCUGCCCCGCGCUGAAGCUGACGACGCUCACGGGGACGGCCUUCGGGAUGCAGCGGUUUGUUCGUCCCUGCGUGCACGAGAACCACUCGGCGAGCCUCUGUGGCAAGGACGAGAGCGGUCGCUUUCGGACGAGGGUGGCCCAGGCGUACCCUUCCGACUUCUGCAGGAUGUUGGCAGAGUGCCACGUGGACGCGAUGCUGACCAUGCAGGAGAGACGGGAGGCCGACCUGACCGAGAGGGCCGUGGAGCAAUUGAUCUCAGAGACCCUGGAGCGCAGGCGCCGGGACGCUACGUUGCUGGAGUCAUUACCUGCAGCUUUCCUUCGAGCCUCGGGUUGA